This is a messenger RNA of Strongyloides ratti, 645 nucleotides long. RefSeq lists its product as hypothetical. The record is from RefSeq and is a predicted model, not a curated record. Bases 1 to 645 code for a protein of 214 amino acids. NCBI's taxonomy places the organism in Eukaryota, Metazoa, Nematoda, Chromadorea, Rhabditida, Strongyloididae. The transcript is spliced from 2 exons.
AUGCAACAAUAUUUAAUAUUUUUAUAUUUGUAUAUCUAUUUACAAUUUUAUUAUCCUAUAAUAGGAUUAACAAAUACCCUUGUUGAUAAUGAUACAUUUUCAACAUCAUGCUCACAAAUGUCUGAAAAUGUCAUUUCAAGAUGUAUGGAACCAAUAUUAAAGUAUUCAAGUAAUGUACAAAAAUCAUCACCAAAAAAUGCAAAAUGGACACUUCAAAGUGGACAUGCUUUUAAAGAAUUAUGUUUAUUAUAUAAAGAAUUUGAAAUGUGUACAUCAUUAAUUACAUGUCAAUCAUUAUCUAAAUUAGGUAUUGAGGCAAGUUAUCAAUAUAUGUGUGGUGAAGGAUAUCCUAUUUUUGAAAAAUAUUCUAAGUGUUUUUCUGAAGUUGAAACGGAAAAUACUUAUUUAGAGUGUAAAAAUAAUGCUAGUAAUGAUAUGGAAGUUAUUCUUGAAUGGAGACAAAAAGAUCAACAAAGAUAUUUUUCUGAAUUAUGUAAUAUUAUGGAAAAUUAUCUUGAAUGUUGUAAACCAAAUGUAGUUAAAAAAUGUGGUAAGGAAGCUUGGAAAUUAGUUUCAAAGAUUACAACGGAUUCACUUAAAGUAACAAUGCCAAAUUGUAAUGUAAAAAAAGCACUAUUUAUAUAA